This is a messenger RNA of Ceratotherium simum simum (southern white rhinoceros), 3044 nucleotides long. Lineage: Eukaryota; Metazoa; Chordata; Mammalia; Perissodactyla; Rhinocerotidae. The record is from RefSeq and is a predicted model, not a curated record.
CACAGCCGCCCGGUGGCCGCGUCCGGGCGAUGGCUCUGCGUCUGGUGGCCGACUUCGAUCUCCGGAAGGACGUGCUCCCGUGGCUGCGGGCGCAGCGGACGGCGGCCGCGGGGGCCCGAGGUGGCGGCGCAGGUAUUUUAGAAAAUAAUUAUGAGAGCUUACGUGUACUAAAUGUUGAAAGAAAUGGAAAUAUUAUUUAUACCUAUAAGGAUGAUAAGGGAAAUGUCGUCUUUGGAUUGUGUGAUUGCCGCACCAGACAAAAUGAGCAUCUCUACACAUUUGAGAAAGACUUGCAAGUUGUCAGUUGCUCUGUCAACAGCGAGAGAACGUUGCUUGCUGCAAGUUUAGUUCAAUCUACUAAAGAAGGAAGAAGGAAUGAGCUUCAACCAGGAUCAAAGUGCUUAACUUUGUUGGUCGAAAUCCACCCUGUUAACAAUGUGAAGGUUCUAAAAGCAGUGGAUAGCUAUAUCUGGGUACAGUUCCUCUACCCACAUGUUGAAGGUCACCCUCUUCCAGAGAAUCAUCUGUUACUGAUUUCAGAAGAGAAAUAUAUUGAACAAUUUCAUAUCCAAGUCAUCCAAGAAGAUGGAAAUAGAGUGGUGAUUAAAAAUUCUGGCCAUCUCCCAAAAGAGAGAGUAGCCGAGGAUUUUGUUUGGGCUCAGUGGGAUAUGUCAGAGCAGAGAUUAUACUACAUUGACCUGAAGAAAUCAAGGAGUAUCUUAAAAUGCAUCCAGUUUUAUGCUGAUGAGAACUUUAACUUAAUGUUUGAAGCACCCUUGGACAUAUUAUUAAAUGACUCAGGAUUUAAUCUUGUCAACUUUGGAUGUGCUGAUCUUCAAAACCAAGAGAAAUUAUCCAAACACCUAACCCUGUGCGUUUUUACCAACCAUACAGGAAGUCUGUGUGUAUGUUACAGCCCGAAGUUUGACUCUUGGGAACAAAUCACAUAUUCAGUGUUUUACUUUCAUAAAGGGUACAGCAAGACCUUCACUGCUGCUCUUGAGAGUGCUGACUCAUACGUGACGAAGGGCAUUACUUUUCUCAACCUUGACUACUAUGUGGCUGUUUACUUACCUGGUCAUUUCCUUCAUCUACUUAGCAUUCAACAUCCAGACCUGAUCUGCCACAGUCUGUUUCUGUCAGGAAACACUGAAGUGGUUGAUAUGCUACCCCACAGUCCUUUACAGUCACUGUCGGGGUCGCUGGUACUGGAUUGGUGUUCUGGAAAGCUCUAUCGGGCACUCCUCAACCAGUCAUAUUUACUACAGUUCCUGUGGAACACCCGGUUGGACUGUGAGAAGAUGGCCGUGUUGCACUGCGUGCUUUCGUGUGGCCGAGACUCGCGGUUUCUGGAAGCCAAGAUUAUUCAAUGGAUUUCUGAGACCAUCUCCUCCUGCCAUUCAUUUGACCUCAUUCAGGAGUUUAUAAUUGCUUCUUCUUAUUGGAGCAUAUAUCCAGAGACAAGUAACAUCGACAAACUUUUGCCAUAUUCCUCAGUGCUGACUUGGAAUACAGAAAUUCCUGGAAUAACCCUUGUGACGGAAGAGAUUGCACUGCCUCUAAUGAAGGUGCAUAGCUUUAAGGGCUACUGGGAAAAACUGAACUCCAACCUGGAAUACGUUAAGUACUCCGAGCCACACUUACUCUAUAACAACAGCGUGGUCAGGAGAGAGUGGCACAACCUGAUCUCGGAAGAGAAAACAGGAGAAAGAAGGUCCGUGGUGUAUGUGAGGAGUAUUCUUGAUAAUGCAGUGAAGGUGAUUUCCAACCUAGAAGCAAGGCGUCUGGAGCCAAGGUUAACACCCCUCUUCCAGGAGGAAGACAACCACCAGAGGCUGCUCAUGGGGCUGAUGGUGUCUGAACUAAAAGACCAUCUUUUGAGACACCUACAGGGUGUAGAAAAGAAGAGAAUUGACCAGAUGGUUCUGGACUACGUUUCAAAACUGCUGGAUCUCAUUUGCCAAAUCCUGGAAACCAGCUGGACGAAACAUAAUCUUCAUCCCUGCAUUCUCCACUUCCACAGGCGGGCUAGUGCUGCUGAAUUUGCAGUCUUUCACAUCAUGACCAGGAUUUUGGAAGCUACUAACAGUUUGUUUUUACCUCUGCCUCCUGGUUUUCACACUCUGCACACGAUCCUUGGCGUCCACUGUCUCCCGUUGCAUAACCUGCUGCAUUACAUUGAUAAUGGAGUGUUGCUUCUCACAGAAACAGCUGUCACCAGGCUCAUGAAAGAUCUGGACAAUACAGAGAAAAAUGAAAAACUAAAAUUCAGCAUCAUUGUGCGACUUCCUCCGCUCAUUGGUCAGAAGAUCUGUCGACUUUGGGAUCAUCCCAUGAGUUCUAACAUUAUUUCACGGAACCAUGUGAAGCGACUGCUUCAGAACUAUAAGAAACAGCCUCGGAGUUCUGUGAUUGACAAGUCGUCAUGCAGUGUAGAAUUUCUGCCUCUGAACUACUUCAUUGAAAUCCUGACAGAUAUAGAAUCCUCCAGUCAAGUUCUGUAUUCUUUUGAAGGACAUGACAAUGUGGAUGCGAAAUUUGUAGAGGAAGCAGCUCUGAAGCACACCACAAUGCUUUUAGGCUUAUAAAAGAGAAAAUGCAGUUAUAUCAGCUUCUGGUAUUUUAAUCUUGCUCAUUAGCUCUACUUCUUUUGAGAAUUCUUUAGCAAUAUUUGAAAUCGGUACCCCAAACCAGAGUACAUUGUUGAGCCAUCUGAAUCUCAGUUCAGUACUUGUUCAGACAAAACUAGACUGCGGUACCUCAUCCCAGUUUUGCACAGCAAGUGAGCAAUCAGGUGUAGAGAGAUGACAAACAGUCUGGGGAGGAUGCAGUGGCAUAAAUGAUGCCCCUCCUAGUGGCUUACCUUCCUAGUGCUUCACAGGCCAAAAGCCGGCUUCUGUUGCACUCUGAAAUAAAAUAUGCUUAAAAAUGUAGGGAACAGUGCUUAGAAAAACAAAAACUAGAUGUGUCAUUGAAAAUAACAUAUGACAAGUGGAAAAAUUAAAUGUUGCAUAAAAACUGUAUUUGGAAAGGGGAUACUUUUU